Molecule: messenger RNA, 1354 nt
Organism: Labeo rohita (rohu)
Lineage: Eukaryota; Metazoa; Chordata; Actinopteri; Cypriniformes; Cyprinidae
Product: adhesion G protein-coupled receptor E3-like
Exons: 9
Biological process (GO): adenylate cyclase-activating G protein-coupled receptor signaling pathway; cell surface receptor signaling pathway
Cellular component (GO): membrane
Molecular function (GO): G protein-coupled receptor activity
Source: RefSeq, a predicted model, not a curated record
AGGGUCAAGUCUUCAUGGUUGGACCAAAUGUCACCUUAAAUAAAAUCCCACAACUUGAUACGACAAAUUCUUCUGUGGACAUCGAUCUCAUUGGGAUCGCCAAGAACAACAAUGAAAGAUCAGCUGCUGUGGCUUUCAUGAGCUACAGCACAAUGGAGAAUCUACUGAAGCCAGACUUCUUCAACACAUCAAAUGACACGGUUAAAACCAUGAUGUCCACUGUGAUCUCAGCUACUCUUCCCAAAACCACCAACACUAAACUCACCAAACCAGUCAACUUCACCUUCAGACACAUCAGAGAGUUUGAUCCCACCGGUUCUCUGUCUUGUGUUUACUGGAAUAUCAGCGAGUGGAUUGUAGAUGGUUGUUCUGUUUUAAAGACCAACAGCAGCUACACUGUGUGUUCCUGUGUUCAUCUGUCGACAUUCGCUCUCAUCAUGCAAACCAGCCGUCCACCAGAGAGCGACUCUCAACUGCUGGAUCUGUUGAAUCUGGUGUGUGUGAUUGUGGGGCUGGUGUUCUUCAGUUUGGCCCUGUUGACCUUUGCCCUUUGUCAGUGGAGUCCUGGAGUGAAUAAUGUGGCUCGAAUCAACAUCUGCAUCAGUCUUCUGUUGGCUCACCUUCUGUUCCUGCUCACACAGCAGUUCCUGAGAAUCAUACGUCCUCAGCAGGUGUUGUGUGCCGUGAUCUCAGGCCUUCUGCACUUCUUCUAUCUCUCCGGCUUUGUGUGGAUGUUCAUUGAAGCUGUGAUGCUCUUCAUCUGUGUAAAGAAUCUAUCACAGAUCAGCUCUAAAAAGAGGGAGGUGCUUAGCAGUGGAUUCCUGUGUGUGAUUGGAUAUGUGAUUGCUCUGGUUGUGGUGGGUGUCUCUGUCGGUCUGGUUCCUGAAGGCUACGGCAGCGAACGCUGCUGGAUUAAAAUUGAUAAAGGCUUCAUCUGGAGUUUUCUGGGUCCUGUUUGUGUCAUACUAGCAUCAAACACACUUCUCUUCAUCAAGAUCUUCAUCAGUCUGAACUCAACUCUCAAAAGUCUCAAUUCUGAAGUUUCACAGAUGAAACAAACCAAGAUUAUGGUGUUUAAAACACUGGCUCAGUUUGUGGUUCUUGGUUGCCCCUGGAUUCUGGGUUUCUUCACUAAUGGCAGGAAGGAGCUGGAGAUCCUCUUCCUGAUCUUGAACUCCCAGCAGGGAACCUUCAUCUUCCUGAUCUAUUGUGUCCUCAAUAAUGAGGUUAGGCAGCAGUACAAGAAGUUCUUCAGCUGUCUUUGCUGCAUCAAACAACACUGAUGACUACAACAUCACAUUCAGAAAGUAAUAAAUACUGUUCAAGUGCCAUUCAUAUACAGAUUAUUUUAUAA